This is a messenger RNA of Capsella rubella, 456 nucleotides long. RefSeq lists its product as uncharacterized. Bases 79 to 369 code for a protein of 96 amino acids. Lineage: Eukaryota; Viridiplantae; Streptophyta; Magnoliopsida; Brassicales; Brassicaceae. Gene Ontology annotation, biological process: cell population proliferation. Gene Ontology annotation, cellular component: extracellular region. The record is from RefSeq and is a predicted model, not a curated record. The transcript is spliced from 3 exons. Gene Ontology annotation, molecular function: growth factor activity.
UAUAUAAUAACAUCAUAACCCAAGCCAAACAAAUAAAAACAGAGAAAGAAAAAAAAAAGGAUUCAAGAAGAAGAAACUAUGUCAAAGAUCAACAUUCUCAUCGUUGCAGCACUUUUACUUAGCUUCAUGGUUAUUGAUUCAGUGGCUCGUCCUGACUCGUCUCUCCAGAACAAACCUAUGGAGAAGGAGAUGGGUUGUGAACCUUGGGACUGUAAUAUGAGGAAAACGACGUCGGAUGCUCACCUUGAUUACAUAUAUACCCAACCAUUUCCUCCUAAACCGAAUGCAGCUAAAGAAAUGGGUUGUGAACCUUGGGACUGUAAUAUGAGGAAAACCACUUCGGAUGCUCACUUUAAAGUCAAUCCUUAAUUUAAGUAUCAAUCAGUAUUCCAUAUGUUAUCUUGUGAUAUAUAUGUAAUAAAGACUUAAAUAAAUGAAAUGAUUUUUUUUUCAUCA